AUGUUGGAAACGCAGCAAGAUACCCAACCGGAACGUGAUAUUAAUGAUAUAUUUGAUGACAUUAUCCUAACCGAAGAACGUUUAGUGGAGAAAAGCUAUAAAGAAGGUUUUGCUGAAGGUUGCCAACAGGGAAACGCUGAUGGUUACCGUUUGGGUUUCGCUCAGGGUUUACAACUGGGAGAAGAAUUGGCCGAGAUUUUUGGUUUAAUUACCGCCUUACAGCAGCAAAACAAACAUACUGAUAAAGUGAAACGUUGUAUGGAACAGUUGAAAAGUUUAAUUGAAGAAUUUCCUAGAGAAAACGAUCCUGAGGCAGAUAUAGUUGGUGCCCUGGAACAGAUAAGAAAUUUAAAUAAAAGAUUGCGUGUUUCAUUGGGACUGAAGAACACAACUACGGAUUCACCUAUAAAGGAAGAAGAAAGGAAAGAUUUAUCAUUUUAA
This is a messenger RNA of Lucilia sericata (common green bottle fly), 441 nucleotides long. Its product is annotated as protein LTO1 homolog. NCBI's taxonomy places the organism in Eukaryota, Metazoa, Arthropoda, Insecta, Diptera, Calliphoridae. Bases 1 to 441 code for a protein of 146 amino acids. The record is from RefSeq and is a predicted model, not a curated record. The transcript has a single exon.